Messenger RNA from Frieseomelitta varia, 1062 nucleotides. RefSeq names its product odorant receptor 13a-like. The record is from RefSeq and is a predicted model, not a curated record. Gene Ontology annotation, cellular component: plasma membrane. Gene Ontology annotation, biological process: detection of chemical stimulus involved in sensory perception of smell; sensory perception of smell. The coding region runs from base 16 to 1062 and encodes 348 amino acids. Gene Ontology annotation, molecular function: olfactory receptor activity; odorant binding. NCBI's taxonomy places the organism in Eukaryota, Metazoa, Arthropoda, Insecta, Hymenoptera, Apidae. The transcript has 4 exons.
GAACUCUCUGCGAACAUGCACCCCUCCGUUCAGAAUGACACCGUUCAACCGCGAAAUCCAAACUACAAGGACGAUAUCAUUUACGUGACAAGGUACCUGAAAUGGAUACUGAAUUCCAUCGGAAUAUGGCCAGCAAUGUUAAAGGGGAUCAGAAGUUUUUUACCAACGAUCACAAUCGUACUAAGUAACAUUGUGCUCGUUUUCUUCGAAGUGCAGUGCAUGCUAUAUAUUACAUUGGAAGAAAAAGAUCCUCUGUUAAGACUGAGACUCCUAGGAUUGGCUAGCUAUUCCUUAGUCUCUCUGCUGAAGUAUUGGGCACUGACGAUGCGCAAAUCAAGAAUCAAAGAUUGUAUCGAAGAACUAAAUAAAGACUGGAAGCAGGUGGAACUCCAAAGAGAUCGUACGAGUAUGUUAAAGUACGGGAAGAUCGGAAGAGGUCUGAUUGUAUACUGUGCUGUGUUCCUCUACUGUGGUAACCUAUUCUACGCCACAAUUCUGCAGUAUGCGAUAGGCUCGCAAAUAGAUGAUGAUAAUCGUACAAUCAGAAUACUAAUGUACCCUAUGUAUAGUGGGCUCCUCGAUGUCCAAGAAAGUCCUAUCUACGAAAUUACGUAUAUUCUUCAAUGUUUAUGCUCAAUCAUGAUGAACGCUGUAAUAUGCGGUUGCUGUGGAUUGGCUGCGCUUUUUUCAACACACAUCUGUGGACAAAUCGACAUCGUUAUAUCUCAAUUAAAUGAUCUGGUCGACGGAAAAUUUUCCAAGAAAAAUUGCACUACGAACACUCGGCUAAUGAACAUCGUACAACGUCAUACAAAAAUUUUAAAAUUUUCUGCGAUGUUCGAAACGGUUCUGCAGGAAGUGUGCCUUUUCGAAUUCGUUGGUACCACGUUUGUAAUAUGCUUGGUCGAGUACUAUUGCAUAACCGACUGGCAACAGAAUAAUAAACUCGGCCUAUUAACGUAUUCCGUGGUACUAACAUCUCUAACGUUUAACAUGUAUUUGUGGUGCUACAUUGGCGAUCUACUAAUAGAAAAGGUAUCUAACAUCCAUUUUAAUUCAUAA